Molecule: messenger RNA, 980 nt
Organism: Calidris pugnax (ruff)
Lineage: Eukaryota; Metazoa; Chordata; Aves; Charadriiformes; Scolopacidae
Product: transmembrane protein 45B-like
Exons: 6
Coding region: 92-937 (281 amino acids)
Source: RefSeq, a predicted model, not a curated record
AGGCAGGUGCCUCAGGCAGGGGAGGAGCAGGGCUCACCUGGGCGCAGGUACGGCCGCAGGAUCUGUGGGGCAGCCGGAGGAGGUUGUCAGGAUGGCGAACUUCAAGGGUCACGCUCUCCCAGGCAGUUUCUUCCUCCUCUUUGGGCUCUGGUGGUCUGUGAAGUACCCGCUGCGGUAUCUCAGCCAGACAGCAAAUAAGAAAUCCCACAGGACUUACUGUUUCCAACGCGUGGAUGCCAUCGAAGGGGGAGUCAAAAUCAUCUUCGCUCUAAUAGGGAUGCUGGCAGAGCAGUUCGUCCCAGAUGGUCCACACAUGUACCUCUACAGCGGGGAGAACCACGACUGGGUGAAGCUGAUGAACUGGCAGCACACCACCAUGUACCUCUUCUACGGCCUCUCCGGGGUGGUGGACGUCUUCACCUACAUCUCCCAGGUGGUGCCGCGGGGCCUGGACCGCCUCAUGCUCUCCGUGGCCGUGUUCGUCGAAGGUUGUCUCUUUUACUACCACGUCCUUCACCGCCCCAUGCUGGAUCAGCACAUCCACUCCCUGCUGCUCAUCGCCAUCUUCUCAGGAGCCUGCAGCGUCAUGCUGGAGGUCUUCCUCCGCGACAACAUUGUCCUGGAGAUGUUCAGAGCCGGCGUCACCAUCGUCCAGGGAACGUGGUUCUGGCAGAUCGGGGUCGUGCUGUUCCGGCCAUGGGGAGGUCCAGUGUGGAAUGAGGAGGACCACAGCAACAUCAUGUUCCUCACCAUGUGUUUCUUCUGGCACUGGGCGGCCGCCGUGGCUGUCCUGGCUGUAAACUACACUCUGGCUUACUGGUGCAUCCAGAGGUGCACGCGAGGCAGCGGGGAGCCCUACAUCAACCUGGGAGUCCGGCAGCAAAAGUGUGACACCAGCUCCCAAGCCGCCUUCCUGAAUGGGUCUGAUGAAGAGUGAAGAACACAAGCAGAAUCCGUUUUCUAGAAGAAAAAAAAAAAAA